ACAAAGUAAUCGCUACAAUCGAUAGCUGUGUACUAAAUAUCGAACAUCUCGUCCAUUUGGUCCAAGUCACCACCGCGUAUAGUUUGUGUUUUGUUCUUAAAUUCAAUUGAGUCCCUAAUACACAUACAAAAUGGUUAGGGAGAACAAAGCAGCAUGGAAGGCUCAGUACUUCAUCAAAGUUGUGGAACUGUUCGAUGAGUUCCCGAAGUGUUUUAUUGUCGGCGCUGACAAUGUUGGCUCCAAGCAGAUGCAGAACAUCCGUACGAGCCUCCGAGGCCUCGCUGUCGUACUGAUGGGCAAGAACACGAUGAUGCGCAAGGCAAUUCGUGGACAUUUGGAGAACAAUCCUCAGUUGGAGAAGCUGUUGCCUCACAUCAAAGGCAAUGUUGGCUUUGUGUUCACCAAGGGCGAUUUAGCUGAGGUUCGUGAUAAGCUGUUGGAAUCGAAGGUGCGCGCACCUGCUCGUCCAGGCGCCAUUGCACCAUUGCCUGUCAUCAUUCCGGCCCAGAACACAGGUCUGGGUCCAGAGAAGACCAGUUUCUUCCAGGCUCUGUCCAUCCCGACUAAGAUUUCAAAGGGUACAAUUGAAAUCAUCAAUGAUGUGCCCAUCUUGAAGCCUGGAGACAAAGUUGGUGCCUCUGAGGCUACUUUGCUUAACAUGUUGAACAUCUCGCCAUUCUCGUAUGGCCUGCUCGUCAGCCAGGUUUAUGAUUCGGGUUCCAUCUUCUCGCCUGAGAUCUUAGACAUCAAGCCCGAGGAUUUGCGUGCCAAGUUCCAACAGGGUGUGGCCAAUUUGGCUGCUGUCUGUUUGUCUGUUGGCUAUCCAACGAUUGCGUCCGCACCUCACAGCAUUGCCAACGGAUUCAAGAACCUGUUGGCCAUCGCUGCUACCACAGAGGUUGAGUUUAAGGAAGCUACCACCAUCAAGGAGUACAUCAAGGAUCCCAGCAAGUUCGCUGCUGCUACCGCUACUGCGGCCCCAGCUGCUGGUGGCGGCGCUGCCGAAAAGAAGGAAGAAAAGAAGGUCGAGUCCGAAUCCGAAGAAGAGGAUGACGACAUGGGCUUUGGACUUUUCGAUUAAGCACCACAAUAAUUGCCUGCGAUUGAGUGCUCUGUUACAAUUUCAAUGUUUACAUCAAUUUUGCAUAACUACUUGUGCAAAUUAUUGUCGCGGUUUGACAAACCCAAUGACAAGUUGCAUGUGCAGUGAGCAAACAACAACAAUAAAUAUGUAAACUUUGAUAUUUGUA
Drosophila hydei is the source of this 1250-nucleotide messenger RNA. It is a transcript of the gene RpLP0, whose product is annotated as 60S acidic ribosomal protein P0. Lineage: Eukaryota; Metazoa; Arthropoda; Insecta; Diptera; Drosophilidae. Gene Ontology annotation, molecular function: structural constituent of ribosome; large ribosomal subunit rRNA binding. The record is from RefSeq and is a predicted model, not a curated record. The coding region runs from base 131 to 1081 and encodes 316 amino acids. Gene Ontology annotation, biological process: ribosome biogenesis; ribosomal large subunit assembly; cytoplasmic translation. The transcript is spliced from 3 exons. Gene Ontology annotation, cellular component: cytosolic large ribosomal subunit.